CCGGGGAGGAGGCCGGGGAGGAGCGUGCGCCGGGCGGCGGCGUGGGCGCGAAGUGAAACUCCUGGAAGUUGCGGGAGCGCGGGGAGCCGCGGCGGCCGUCCGCGCGCCCAUGGCUUUAAGCAAAGGGCUGCGGCUGCUUGGGCGGCUGGAGGCCUCGGGGGAGAGCAGCAUCCUGCUGGAGGCGCGCGGCCGCGGGGACUGCUUGCUCUUCGAGGCCGGCACGGUGGCCACGCUUGCUCCAGAAGAAAAGGAGGUCAUUAAAGGCCAGUAUGGAAAGCUCACCGAUGCUUAUGGCUGCCUGGGGGAGCUCAGGUUGAAGUCCGGUGGCACCUCCGUGAGCUUCUUGGUUUUGGUGACGGGCUGCACAUCUGUGGGCAGAAUUCCAGAGGCCGAAAUCUACAAAAUCACCGCCACCGACUUUUACCCACUUCAGGAAGAGGCCAAGGAGGAGGACCGCCUCACGGCCUUGAGGAAGAUCCUCAGCUCCGGGGUCUUCUACUUCUCGUGGCCCAGUGAUGGGUCUUGCUUCGACCUCACUGUCCGGGCACAGAAGCAGGGCGAUGACAGCUCCGAGUGGGGCAACUCCUUCUUCUGGAACCAGCUGUUGCACGUGCCCCUGAGGCAGCACCAGGUGCGCUGCUGUGACUGGCUGCUGAAGGUCAUCUGCGGGGUGGUGGCCGUCCGCACGGUGUACGCCUCUCACAAGCAGGCCAAGGCCUGCCUCAUCUCCCGUAUCAGCUGCGAGCGCGCCGGCGCUCGCUUCCACACCCGAGGCGUGAACGACGACGGCCACGUGUCCAACUUCGUGGAGACGGAGCAGACGAUUUACAUGGAUGACGGAGUGUCGUCUUUUGUUCAGAUCAGAGGCUCCGUUCCGCUGUUUUGGGAGCAGCCCGGGCUUCAGGUGGGUUCCCAUCAUCUGAGACUCAACAGAGGCCUGGAAGCCAACGCCCCUGCUUUCGACAGGCACAUGGUGCUUCUCAAGGAGCAGUACGGGAAGCAAGUGGUCGUGAACCUGCUGGGGGGCAGAGGUGGAGAGGAGGUGCUCAACAGAGCCUUCAAGAAGCUGCUCUGGGCUUCUUGCCACGCCGGCGACACGCCUAUGAUCAACUUUGACUUCCAUCAGUUUGCCAAAGGCGGGAAGCUAGAGAAAUUGGAGAACCUGCUGAGGCCACAGUUGAAGCUGCACUGGGAUGACUUUGAUGUGUUUGCCAGGGGCAAGAAUGUAAGUCCACGUUUUCAGAAGGGCACUUUGCGGAUGAACUGUCUCGACUGCCUGGACCGAACCAACACGGUGCAGAGCUUCAUCGCCCUCGAGGUCCUCCACUUGCAGCUCGAGAGCCUAGGGCUGAAUUCAAAGCCCAUUGCCGACCGCUUCGUGGAGUCCUUCAAAGCCAUGUGGUCUCUGAACGGGCACAGCCUGAGCAAGAUGUUCACGGGCAGCCGGGCCCUGGAAGGGAAGGCCAAGGUGGGGAAGCUGAAGGACGGGGCCCGGUCUGUGUCUCGCACAAUCCAGUCCACCUUCUUCGACGGGGCGAAGCAGGACGCCAUCAGGCUGCUGCUGGUCGGCGAUGUCUACGCUGAGGAGGCUGCGGACAGAGGAAGGGUGCUGCUGGACAAGCAGGCCCUGCUGGUGACUCCCAGGAUCCUGCGAGCCAUGUCGGAGCGCCAGUCGGAGUUCACGAAUUUCAAGCCGGUGCGCGUCACCGUGGGCACCUGGAAUGUGAAUGGAGGGAAGCAGUUCAGGAGCAACCUGCUGGGGACUGCCGAGCUGGCCGACUGGCUGCUGGACGCGCCCGUGUUUUCCGGAGUCUCUGGAUCCCAGGAUGACAGCAGCCCAGCCGACAUAUUUGCCGUGGGGUUUGAAGAGAUGGUGGAACUGAGCGCGGGGAAUAUCGUCAACGCCAGCACCACCAACAGGAAGAUGUGGGGUGAACAGCUUCAGAAAGCCAUCUCACGCUCUCAUAGGUAUAUCCUCUUGACUUCGGCGCAGCUGGUGGGCGUCUGUCUUUACAUCUUCGUACGUCCGUAUCACGUCCCCUUCAUCAGGGACGUGGCGAUUGACACAGUGAAGACGGGCAUGGGGGGAAAGGCGGGGAACAAGGGCGCCGUGGCCAUCCGCUUCCAGUUCCACUGCAGCAGCUUCUGCUUCAUAUGCAGCCACCUGACGGCCGGGCAGUCCCAGGUGAAGGAGAGGAACGAGGACUACAGCGAAAUCACCCAGAAGCUGAGCUUCCCCAUGGGAAGAAACAUUUUUUCUCACGAUUAUGUGUUUUGGUGCGGCGAUUUCAACUACCGCAUUGAUCUCACCUACGAAGAAGUCUUCUAUUUUGUUAAACGCCAAGACUGGAAGAAGCUCCUGGAAUUUGAUCAGCUACAGCUACAGAAAUCAAGUGGAAAAAUUUUUAAAGACUUUCACGAAGGCACCAUUGACUUUGGACCCACCUACAAGUAUGACGUUGGCUCUGCUGCCUACGACACGAGUGACAAAUGCCGCACCCCGGCCUGGACGGACAGGGUCCUGUGGUGGAGGAAGAGGCAUCCUUUUGACAGAACAGCUGGAGAGCUCAACCUUCUAGACAGUGAUCCGGACGCUGACACCAAAGUCAGACACGCCUGGUCUCCUGGGGCCCUCAAGUAUUACGGCCGAGCAGAGCUGCAAGCGUCUGACCACAGACCCGUGCUGGCCAUCGUGGAGGUGGAAGUUCAAGAAGUCGAUGUGGGUGCUCGGGACAGGGUGUUCCAGGAAGUAUCCUCUUUCCAGGGCCCCCGGGACGCCACCGUCGUCGUCAACCUUCAGUCGCCCACCUCCGAAGAGAAGAACGAGUUUCCCGAGGACGUGCGCACGGAGCUCAUGCAGACCUUGGGUACUUACGGGACGAUCCUGCUUGUCAGGAUCAACCAAGGGCAAAUGCUGGUGACUUUUGCAGACAGUCACUCGGCGCUCAGCGUCCUGGAUGUGGACGGAAUGAAGGUGAAAGGCAGGGCUGUGAAGAUUAGACCGAAGACCAAGGACUGGCUGAAAGGUUUGCAAGAGGAGAUCAUUGGGAAGCAGGACAGCGUGGCCUCCGUGUCCCCCACCGCCAACUCGUGUCUGCUGGAGGAAAGCUUUGACUUCACGAGUCUCGACUAUGACUCUGAAGGGGAUAUUCUCGAAGACGAAGAAGAGUAUUUGGCGGAAGAGCUGAGCCAGCCCGGGGCCUCAGAUGGUGAAGCGGAGGGAGACGAGCCCGCCGACGCCCCCAGCUCCACGGCAGUGGCGCCUCCCAGCCGGUCACCAGCACUCACCAAAAAGAAGCAGCAUCCAACCUACAGAGAUGUUGCCGACCUGGUGGUGUUAAAGCAGGAGCUGGGAGCAGCUGGGGACUUCCGCCACCGCUCUCCAAGUCGGUCUCUGUCGGUCCCCAGUAGGCCUCGGGCACCUCACCCACCGCAGAGACCCCCCCCUCCAACUGGUUUAAUGGUGAAAAAGUCAGCCUCGGAUGUGUCCAUCUCCUCUGGCACCCACGGGCAGUAUUCGAUUUUGCAGACAGCAAAACUUCUGCCAGGAGCACCUCAGCAAGCACCCAAAGCUAGGACUGGGAUAAGUAAGCCUUAUAACGUCAAGCAGAUCAAAACUACCAACGCUCAGGAGGCGGAAGCAGCAAUCCGGUGUCUCCUGGAAGCCGGAGGAGGUGCCCCAGGAGAAGCCCUAAAUGCCACAGCCUUGAGGGACCAGGGAUCUUCCAAACCAGAGCCCACAGCGGCUGUGGCCCCACUCCUGCCCCGUCGGCCUGCACCCAGAGUUCCUGCCAUCAAGAAGCCAACCUUGAGGAGGACCGGAAAGAUUGUUUUUUGCUCUCGCUCUCAAGCUUCUCAGCCUUGCUUGCUGCUUCAAAGACAUGAGUUUGUCAGGACAGUAGCAGCCCAAAGACUGGCACCUCUAGAGACAUCUGGAUCUUCCGUUUGAGCUCAGUGUGCCAGUCACGGACACCGGGUAAUCCCUUGGCUGGUCAUUACAGAGUGGCUGCUUUUCCACCUGUAGAAAGCAUGAGCGUGGUUUGGGUGCGUGGUUCUUGCAGAGCCUGCUUUGUGUUUUCUGGGUUGCUCGCUGUCCCACAUCUGCACAUUCAUCUGCCUGUUUUCCACGCCUCCUUACGCAACAGACCUCUUUCCUCCUCUUCUCUAUUCUCACUUUGUCUUCAAAGCCAGGGGCAGAAACGGAUUCAGUUUCCGCACCCACUGCACAGGAGCUGCAGUCAAAGGCUGUCGGAGAAAGGGUUGUUUGUGCAGCUACUUUUCUAAGGAACCAGUGGAAAUACUGAAAUGCGGAUGCUUAAGCUACCGACAGCCAGCCGUGUGUGUACAAAAGCUUCCUCUGGCCUCAUGCAGUUGUUUUCUUUGUGAUCCUUUUGAAUCAGAACCAAGGAAGUGAAGUUCCUGUAUGAAAUUUUCCAUUCUUCUAUAUUUAAAUAUCAAAGAUUCAAGGAGCAAGUAUACCCAUUUGUCCUUCUGUUAGCUUAAUGCCGUGACAUGAGCUGCUUCACCUUAGUGUGGUACAGACUGAAUUAUCAAAGCUGCGGCCUCGAAGAAAAGUUUUCAGAGAGGUUCGCUGUUAAUAAAGGAAGAGCAUCGGCCCGUUUCCUAGGUAACAGAAACUUGUUUCAGAUUAUUCACAGUGGCCCUGGUUUGAAAGCUCCCACUCAUAUUUCAUCUGACCUGCUGGUCCUCCUUGAUACGUGUGUUUCUCCCAUGCUCCUUCCUGCCUGGUCACACCCCCGCGUCCCAGACAUUCUCAAAUCCUGAAUUUGCUAGAAUGUCCGCUUGUCCCUCCUCUGUUCGCCUGUGGACAGCGUCUGUGUGCUCUGAUUCCCAGCUUCCCGGGGCGGGCUGC
Messenger RNA from Kogia breviceps (pygmy sperm whale), 4873 nucleotides. NCBI's taxonomy places the organism in Eukaryota, Metazoa, Chordata, Mammalia, Artiodactyla, Physeteridae. The record is from RefSeq and is a predicted model, not a curated record.